Molecule: messenger RNA, 2275 nt
Organism: Cuscuta epithymum
Lineage: Eukaryota; Viridiplantae; Streptophyta; Magnoliopsida; Solanales; Convolvulaceae
Source: the annotation of a GenBank genome assembly
AAUAUUAAUUUGACAAGAAUAUUGAGAAGUUUUUGAAGGAACUUUAUCAUAUUUUAACCCAUAUCACAAACCUCUCUUAUACACAUACGAUAACUAUUAUUCAUAUUCCCGCGAAGGCGUGAAUCCAUUCUAUAUACUCACAAGUAAUGCAACCACAAAAUACGCUGAUCGAGUACCCAAACUUUUCUAUCUUCCAAUGCGUAUAGUAGUAACAAGGAGAAUAAUAAACCAAAUAACCGGCACCAUUUUAUUUUGGGGCUCAAAAGAUCAUCAUAUUUACAUUAGUGGCCCUUGUUGGCUUCCCUCCAUUUUCAGAUCAUACUUCAAAUCAAAACCCCUCCCCCAAAUUCAGUCUCAGAAAAAUGUACUGACCCACUUACAGUCUGAUCCUAGAUUAACUCUUUAUGACCAUAACCAAGAAAUCAGUAGCCUUGGCCGUCGAGGGAAAGUGGAUGAAGCCCGGAAAGUGUUUGAUGAAAUGCCUCAUAGGGAUGUUGUCUCGUAUGCCUCAAUGAUUAGUAUUUAUGUGAAGAAUAAGGAGCUUGUGAAGGCUGAGAAUCUUUACUUUUCCAUUCCGGAAAGGAAUGUUGUGUCUGAGUCUGCAAUGCUUGAUGGUUAUGCCAAGGCCGGGAGAAUGGAGGAGGCUCGGAAAAUCUUUGAUGGAAUGCCUAAUAGGAAUGUGUACUCUUGGACAAGUUUGGUCUCCGGUUAUUUUCAAAUUGGAAAUGUAGAUGAAGCUCGUAGGUUAUUUGAGCAGAUGCCAGAGAAAAGUGCAGUUUCGUGGACUGUAGCAUUGACAGGCUUUGCAAGGAAUGGACAAAUUGAUGAAGCACGUAAUAAUUUUGAUGAAAUGCCCUGUAAAAAUGUCAUUGCUUGGACUGCCAUGAUCAGGGCUUAUAUUGAGAACUGCCAAGUUGAUAGAGCGCUUGAACUCUUUAAUAUAAUGCCAGCACGUAAUUUACAUUCAUGGAACAUUAUGAUUCAAGGCUGUUUGGAUUAUAAUAUGGUUGAUGUGGCUGUGGAACUAUUUAAUAGAAUGCCAAGAAGAAAUGAGGUCUCUUGGACCACAAUGGUAACUGGUCUAGCACACAAUAGGCUGACUGAUUUGGCAAGGAUGUAUUUUGAACAGAUGCCGUAUAAAGAUGUGGCUGCCUGGAAUGCUAUGAUCACUGUUUAUUGUGCAGAAGGCCUGAUGGACAAAGCUUCUGAGCUUUUUGAAUUUAUGCCAAAUAAGAAUCUUAUUAGUUGGAAUAUGAUGAUUGAUGGGUAUGCCAAAAGUGGACCUGAGGGUGAAGCCUUGAAGCUUUUUCAAUCUAUGCUUCGAUAUGGACUAAGGCCAGACCAAACUACCAUUACCAGUGUAUUGACAUCUUGCAGAAGUUGUCUUGAGUUAUUACAGGUUCACCCACUGUCUUUGCUGCUAGGCUUAGAGCAUGAGACAUCCCUCACUAAUGCCCUGAUCACCAUGUAUUCUAGGAAUGGAGAUCUUACCUCUUCAAUGAUUGCUUUUGAAAACCUCAAAAUGAAGGACAUUGUCUCAUGGACUGCAAUGAUACUCGCAUAUGCUUAUCAUGGUCUUGCUAAUCAAGCAUUUCAAACCUUUGCACGAAUGCUGAAAUCAGGAAAGAAGCCUGAUGACAUCACAUUUGUUGGCGUCUUGUCAGCAUGCAGCCAUGCAGGUUUGGUGACGAAGGGUCAGAAGAUUUUUGAUGCCAUGGUACAUGCCUACGGACUAAAACCAAGAGCCGAGCACUAUUGUUGCCUUGUUGACAUUUUGGGGAGAGCUCAGCUCCUUGACAAGGCUGUAUUGGUGGUGGCACAUAUCCCACCAGAAGAGCUUGAUGGAGCUGUCCUAGGAGCUUUACUUGGUGCGUGCAAGUUGUAUGGAGAUGCUGCACUGGCAAGACAGAUUGGGGACAAACUAAUCGAGCUCGAGCCAGGUAGUUCGGGUGGCUAUGUACUUUUGGCAAAUGCAUACGCUGCUUCUGGGAACUGGGACAGUUUUGCACAGGUGCGUAAGAAGAUGAAACAGAGGGAAGUAAAAAAAGUGCCUGGGUUCAGUCAAAUUGAAGUUAACGGUAAGUGUCAUGUGUUUUGUGUGGGAGAUAGGUCACAUCCUGAAAUGAGUGAGAUUUAUAAAGUGCUGCAAGAGAAGCUUCAGCCUUUGAUGCAGGAAACAUUUUUACUUUCAAGAGUUCAAGACCCUAUCUUUAGUGAUGUAAUAGUAUCAACAAGUUCGGUAAAAGACUUGGAGAUCAACGUAGAGGUGGUCCAC